Labrus mixtus (cuckoo wrasse) is the source of this 3612-nucleotide messenger RNA. It is a transcript of the gene exd3, whose product is annotated as exonuclease 3'-5' domain containing 3. The transcript has 21 exons. NCBI's taxonomy places the organism in Eukaryota, Metazoa, Chordata, Actinopteri, Labriformes, Labridae. The record is from RefSeq and is a predicted model, not a curated record. Bases 129 to 2831 code for a protein of 900 amino acids. Gene Ontology annotation, biological process: nucleobase-containing compound metabolic process. Gene Ontology annotation, molecular function: nucleic acid binding; 3'-5' exonuclease activity.
UACGCAGGGAAGUAAUCAGAAUAGUACAACACAGUAGUCAACCAGAAGUAACGUUUACGUUACCUAGCUAGAGACUUUAACCUGCCUAAAGAUAGCUAACUGGAAGAAAGUAGCACACGCACAUCAUCAUGUGGACAGAUAUGAGCCACACUACUCCAGGGUCAGCAGGUCUUGACCCUGCCGUGCUGAGGGACCAGCUCUUCGAGCCAUGGAACCGGAGAGAUCUGCAGACGCUACAUUUGCUUGCCAUUCAGGGAUUUUCAAAGCUGUCUGAGCCCCUGGUGGCCUUGCUAACAAUCCUGGAGGGUUGUCCAGGCAAACAGAAGGGCCGGAGCCACCUCUUUGGUCACCAGAUACUCAUUGAAUUCCAGAAAUGGAUGAAAGAACAUCCUCAGGUGACCCUGAGCGCAAUCUCAGAGCAGCAAGCAGCGUCACUCCAGCGGCGGGCUCUAAGCUUACUAACAGACAGCCAGCCCAGCUUUGCGGACACUCUCAUAGACAUUUAUCACCUCAGCUCCCUCGAUCCAGCCACACUCAAACUGCACAUCAUCAGGAUGCAGUCUCUUAAUUGCUACAAAGAGGCAGCAGCACUCAGUGUUAAACUGAAUUUACAGAAGGAGCUGAACAUGGAGGAGAUGUGUGUGCCACUAAUCUUGCAGAAUAAAUUAGCAUCGGCGGAGUGCUUUGUCACAGGCCACAAACACCUAGAACAACAACUGGUCACGCUGCUGGACUCCUGGUGCCACCCAAACUUUAGCGUGGAGCACGUAAUCAAAAAGUUCCCACGCCUCUCUGUAGCCAAACAGUCCAUGGGCCACAUCCAGGCCAAACUACUCACCAAACAAGUCUUCAGGCUCGUGGAGAAAUUCAACAUUGAUCCAGGACUGUGUCCCCGUGCUCUGCACAAGAGAAGGCUGGACUCUCUGCGUUUCCUCAUGUACAAGAGAUUUGUGGAGAAAGGCAUGACAGAGGACAACUGGUGUGACCAUGUACAAUACGUGGUGGCAGAUGACCCGGAGCUGCAGAUCGUGUUGGUGGAGAUGUUGGUGAAGUACGAUGGUCUUAAGAAAGCUUCUCAAUGGUCCUUGAGAUACAACAUCCCCAGACAUCGACUCCCCAUCGGGCUCUGGGAUACGCAGCAGAGUCUACCGCCUGAACUACAACAGAUACAUCUGACUGAUCCAGCACAAGCGGAGAAGUGGAUUCCCUCUCAGUCUCACUGUGAGAGGUUCUACCAGGUACCGAUCACCAAAGACAAAGUUCAUUUUGUGGACUCGCAGGAUGCUCUGCAGAGAUGUCGAAACAUUGUGCUGAAGGAAGGUGGUGUGGUAGGAGUUGACAUGGAGUGGCAGCCAACGUUUGGCUGCAUCUCGACUCAGAGAGUUGCCCUGAUUCAGAUCGCAGUUUGUGAACAGGUUUUCUUAUUAGACCUCUGUGCCAGUGGAUUCUGUCAACACCCAGAUACAAUCAGCUUCAUCAGGACUUUGUUCUCCCAAAGAAAUGUUCUUAAACUUGGUUACGGUAUGUCAGGAGAUGUCAAGUGUCUUGUGGCCACCUGGCAGCAGUUUUUAGAGGAGCCACUGAAAAUGGAGGGGAUGCUUGAUCUUCUUAAUGUACACAAGAAGAUUCAGCAUGGUAAAGUCAAACUGACACAAAAUGGACCAAAAGAGGUGCUGGUGGGAGAGGAUUCUGCAGAGAAAGGCCUCAGUCUGCUGGUACAACAGGUUCUUGGAAAGCCUCUGGACAAGACUGAGCAGAUGUCCAACUGGGAGAAACGGCCGCUGCGCAUCAGCCAAGUUAGAUAUGCAGUGGCAGAUGCCUGUUGUCUGCUGGACGUGUACUCUGUCCUCUCCAGAAACCCAGCAUACUUUGGACUACCAGCUGACCUGUGCAGCGUCUCCUCAAAACCACCAGAGAAGAGCGGAGACAAGAGGCACAAAGAGAAACAGUUCAAGCAGACGAAGCAGACACAUGGCGCAGAGGAAUGUCAGGGGGCUCAAUGGGUCAGUCCCCCCCGCUCUGAAGCAGAGAAAGGCCUCCUGUGUGGCGAGAAGCCCCAGGAGCCCCAGAACACCCCUCCUCUGCCCCCCCAGCAGUUGCGGGUGGUGUGUGACAACAUGCUCCAGGGACUGGGGAGGUACCUGCGCUGUUUAGGAGUCGAUGUAGUCAUGUUGGAGAACACUGAUGAUCACAGAGAAGCAGCAAGGUUAGCACAGGCUGAAGGUCGUGUCAUACUCACAUGUGGACAACCGUUCCAGAGUUUGCGGUCCCAGGUGGGAGAGGGUUGCUGUCUGUCCCUGGACUGUUCAGAAAAGGCCAAAGACCAGGCCGUUCGAGUCCUCCGACACUUCAAUGUCCAUCCCACUCCAAGAGAUAUAUUCAGCCGCUGCCAGGCAUGUAACAGCGAUGAGUACGUGGCUGUGCCCAGAAAGUACAUGGUCAGGAUGCUUAAAGAGAAAGGAUUUCUGAAACACCAGGGCGACGGUGACUACACACACCAACAGGAAGAGGAGGACCUCAGUGACAUUGUGACCCUCAGCAUGACCCCUGAACUCCCCAGGUAUGCUCCUCAGUGUCAGUGGGCCCCUCUGUCAGGGCUGGACCCCGACACCCUGACCUUUCCCGGGGGGGCGCCCAUGCAGCUCCACACUGUUCCCCCCGGCCUCCUGCCGAGGAUACCCCUCUUCUACGUCUGCACCAGAUGUGGCAAGGUGUUCUGGGAAGGCUCUCACUUCGGCCGUGUCCUGUCCAUGUUUCAGGAGGUCUUACACGUUACAGACGACGACGCUGAAUCAUUCGCGGCACGCGUUACGGCAGCGCAGAAAAAUUGACGGGUGUAGGACUACUGUAGUUCUCCUCAAACAUCCUAAAUAAUCAUUUGCACAUUCAGCACACAGCUUAUAAAAUCCACUUCGGUGUGCUCAUUUAUUGGUUUUUAUUCUUCCCUUUUUUUAAUUGACAUGAUACUAAGGCAUGAAAAAUGUGAAUUGAGGCCGACAAUAAAAUUCAAAACACCAAUUUCACACUUGUGAAGCAGAAGGGGAAAAAGGUUAUUCUAAUACACACUAGGUAAUAAGCGAUCUUCUAGGAUGCCGGUCAGGCCAGAAAAACAAAAAACUAUGAUAAAUGAACACAUGUUUGAAAUACCAUGCUCAUCCUUAGAUUCUCUCAGUUGUAUAAUUUUAUACUUUUAAAAGUUGUGUUUAUAAAACAAAAGUCUCAGACAACCAAAGAACGUUUGUACUUGGUCAUUUUAUGUUUUUGAUUUUAUUAACAGAUAUGCCACAGCAGAUUAUUGUUCAAAAACAUUUUUUUUUCCUUUGUCAGUUUCAUAUGGCAGUUCAACUUGACAUGGAUUACAUUUUCAAACUAUUACGGGCUUGAAGUUAGUAAUCAUUCUGUUCCAUUAAAGACUUUCUUGAGUCAUAUUUAGGACUUUUUUUUUAUUUUAGGACUUCAGAGCUGCACUCAAAUGACAGCAGGACUCAGUUUGGGUUUUUUUAGCAGUCUGUGGUACUGUACAUUUCCAUUCUCCGUUAUUACAUGUGUACAUUGUUUACAUAUUCAGCUGCGAGCUCUAAUGAGUUAAUAAAGAAUCAUUUCUUUUAUGAA